Molecule: messenger RNA, 1669 nt
Organism: Ostrinia furnacalis (Asian corn borer)
Lineage: Eukaryota; Metazoa; Arthropoda; Insecta; Lepidoptera; Crambidae
Gene: Ahsa1
Product: activator of 90 kDa heat shock protein ATPase homolog 1
Exons: 5
Coding region: 222-1250 (342 amino acids)
Biological process (GO): positive regulation of ATP-dependent activity; protein folding
Cellular component (GO): cytosol
Molecular function (GO): ATPase activator activity; protein-folding chaperone binding
Source: RefSeq, a predicted model, not a curated record
AUGGUUUCGUUCACUCUCCUAUGACUGCACGAUUUUUCUCGAAAUACGAAAUCUGCGAUUCCUACUGCUGUUCAAGUGCGAGUUUUAAUAAAUUUACUGUGUGUGAUAGUGAAUUAAUACCGCGAUUAACUUUAACUGAAGCUUCUGAGUAAACUUGCUUGCUCUGAGCACCUGUGUAUCAACAUUGACUUAUUGGUUGCGUCAAGAUCUUGUGAAGAACCAUGGCUAAAUGGGGAGAAGGUGAUCCUCGGUGGAUCGUGGAAGAGCGUCCGGACGCUACCAACGUGAACAACUGGCACUGGACCGAGAAAAACGCCGGUCCGUGGUCUAAGGACCGUAUCAAGGAGUUGUUGAACAAUUUAAAAAUAGCACAGAACGGCAUUGAUUGUAAGGUUACUGAGGUGGAGAAGUUGGAUGGAGAGGCAUCAGCGAACAACAGGAAAGGGAAGCUAAUAUUUUUCUAUGAAUGGGACAUCAAAUUGAAGUGGGAAGGUACAUUGGCUGGAGGCAAGGAUAAAGUUAAAGGCGAGGUCCAUAUCCCGAAUUUGUCCGAGGAGAAUGACAUCAGUGAAGUUGAUAUGACAGUCACAAUAAAAACUAGCGGUGAAGAGGCCCAGAGGUUGAAAGCAUUCAUGCAUAGUGUAGGAAAGAAUGAAAUCAGAAAACAAUUGAAGGAAUAUGUACGGAGUCUCAAAGAGGAGUUCUCGAAAGGCCUAAUUCUCCCCAAAAAAGGGGAAGCUCCAGUCAAACCAGACAACGUCUCCACAAUAACAAGUGGCUUUAAUAAGAAAAUCAGCAUGGAGCCAGUGCUAGCACAGAAAACGAAUCAGCAGAUUGGAUGUAAAUUAGAUACAAAAUCAAUUGAGCUGUCUGAAAAGUUCCAGUGUCGUGCCCAAGAGUUUUACGAUGCAAUGACCAGAAUAGAAAUGGUCACGGCCUUUACACAGGGACACGUGAAAAUGGAAGCAGAAAAAGGUGGCAAGUUCGUCCUGUUCGGUGGCAACAUCUCCGGAGAGUUCCGAGAGCUGGUUCCCGGCAAGAAGAUCUCACAGUACUGGAGAUACAAGCAGUGGCCCGACCAGCACUUCUCGGAAGUUACGUUCAAUAUUGAGGAGAAGGACGACCAUACCCUGGUGACGCUGCGCCAAGAACUGGUGCCUGCAUCGGAAGUGGAUACGACGCGCGACAACUGGCGGCGGUACUAUUUUGACAGCAUCAAGCGUGCGUUCGGCUUUGGCGCCUUCCUGUGAUCCGCGCCCGCGCCGCUUUUAGACGAAUUAGGUUCAAUUUUACAUGUACUAAGAAGAGUUAUGACUAGCCAAAUGCAUUCAGCAGUUUGUUUUUGUACAUUUUGUAAUGCAUCUGUGAUUUUGUAUACUAGUACCAAUGCACUACUGUUUGUAUGCCUUCGAAUACUACAUGCUAUAGCACUGUUGUCAUACAGCUUAAUAAUUGUUAAACAUAUAGCUCGUUUAUGUACUGUCAGUAAAUAUGAACAUCUAUUCACUGUUUUGUUAUGUACGACAGUUAGGUGGGGCUGUAUUGUAAAUCGAUUGCUUCGGUUUGAAGUACUAAUCAAUUUGUGGAAUAAUAAAUUACUUUUGCUUCUUUUUGUAAGUAGCUGACGUAUUGAUUGCGGAGCGAUUUAAUAAAUAAUGUUAGAUAUUUA